Ostrinia furnacalis (Asian corn borer) is the source of this 876-nucleotide messenger RNA. RefSeq names its product MOB kinase activator 4. The coding region runs from base 145 to 819 and encodes 224 amino acids. NCBI's taxonomy places the organism in Eukaryota, Metazoa, Arthropoda, Insecta, Lepidoptera, Crambidae. The record is from RefSeq and is a predicted model, not a curated record. The transcript has 4 exons.
UGGUGGAUAAUUUUGUAAUGUCAACUGAUGUCAACUUCUCACUGACAGCCAAGCACUAGCAGCAAUUUUGGUUUCAAUUUAUUUAUAAAAUUGUGAAAGAAUUAUCGCAAUAUUCCUUAAUUUUAUUAAACUUUGUGUAUCAGUAUGGCUGAUGGAGUACAAGUAUUACGUCGUAAUCGUCCAGGCUCAAAGGCUAAGGACUUCUGCCGCUGGCCAGAUGAGCCUUUCGAAGAGAUGGAUAGCACACUUGCUGUCCAGCAAUUCAUUCAACAAACCAUACGUCGCGACCCCGCUAAUCUUGAAGCCAUCCUAAAAAUGCCCGAAGCUCAGGAUGAAGGUGUUUGGAAAUACGAACACUUAAGGCAGUUUUGUAUGGAACUGAAUGGUUUAGCUGUGCGAUUACAAAGCGAGUGUAAACCUGAAACUUGCACUCAGAUGACUGCAACAGAACAAUGGAUUUUCCUGUGUGCUGCUCACAAAACACCCAAGGAAUGUCCUGCUAUUGAUUACACAAGACAUACUCUCGAUGGUGCUGCUUGCUUAUUGAAUAGCAACAAAUAUUUUCCAAGCAGAGUGAGCAUCAAGGAGUCAUCAGUAGCCAAGCUGGGCUCUGUCUGCCGAAGAGUCUACAGGAUUUUCUCACAUGCAUACUUCCAUCAUCGUUCCAUAUUUGAUGCAUUUGAGAAAGAAACACAUUUAUGCAAGAGAUUUACUUACUUUGUAACUAAGUACUCUAUCAUAUCAAAAGAAAUUUUAAUCCUUCCCAAACUUGAUGAUGAAACACCUAUCACCCAACCUGUGGGAGAGUCGGAAGCUUGAGGUUACAAGAAAUCUUCUAUUAGGAAUAUCUGCCAACAUAUUUGUUUGACAAGUGUG